GGAAAAGCAGAAAAAAAAGCCCUAGUCCCACAACGAAAGGCAAUCCCCCAAUUUGACCCGGUCCAUCUUCAAUUCUCUCGUCGACAACCCGUACGACUCGAUUUGAAGCCGCCCACCAUGUCGACAAAGGUCAAGACUGGUCAGCUCUGGGGAAAGAGCAAGGAUGAUCUCACCAACCAGCUGGAGGAGUUGAAGACCGAGCUUAACCAGCUCCGUGUCCAGAAGAUCUCUGGCGGUGCCUCCUCGAAGACCCAGAGAAUCCACGACGUUCGCAAGUCGAUCGCCCGCGUUCUCACCGUCAUCAACCUCAACCAGCGCGCCCAGCUCCGUUUGUUCUACAAGAACAAGGCGUACCUCCCUCUCGACCUCAGACCCAAGUACACCCGUGCCCUGCGCCGCAGACUCACCAAGAACGAGGCCUCCAAGAAGACCCAGAAGCAGGUCAAGAAGGAGAUCCACUUCCCCCAGCGGAAGUACGCCAUUAAGGCUUAAAUAAAAGAUGGGAGCGGAUCUUGGAGUUACGGGAACAAGUCGUUAGUAGAAUGACGAGUUGACUUAGACCUUGCGUGGGUCGGUUUCAACGAAGUUUCUUUUUUCAGCAUACAAAAAAGGACCGUUUUGAUUCUGUAUCGUAGGG
This is a messenger RNA of Aspergillus ruber CBS 135680, 637 nucleotides long. Its product is annotated as 60S ribosomal protein uL29. Gene Ontology annotation, cellular component: cytosolic large ribosomal subunit; ribosome. The transcript has 4 exons. Gene Ontology annotation, biological process: maturation of LSU-rRNA from tricistronic rRNA transcript (SSU-rRNA, 5.8S rRNA, LSU-rRNA); translation. The coding region runs from base 118 to 492 and encodes 124 amino acids. Gene Ontology annotation, molecular function: structural constituent of ribosome; mRNA binding. Lineage: Eukaryota; Fungi; Ascomycota; Eurotiomycetes; Eurotiales; Aspergillaceae. The record is from RefSeq and is a predicted model, not a curated record.